AUGCAAUUGAGUAAUUGUAGAGGUGAAUACAAGUUCAAGCAGGUGCAGCAAGAUCAGAGCCAAUUCCGAGAGCUUCUGAGCAACUCAGAGAUGAACAGGACCAGGAGUGAAAUGACUGAGAAGAUCUUGGAUUUCACCCUUGAGUUUGUCUAUCUGGUGACUGGGGAGGUGAGUCAUUCUGAAAAAUGUGAUCUAUAUCCUGACUUAUUAUUCUUCUUAUUAGGGGUUCCCCAAGUAUUCUGUGUAAGUAGGUCUUUAGCAGGGUCAUAAGAACAGUUGUGAUGUUUGGAUAGAUAGUAAGGCAGCUCACUCAUCCAAGAAAAAAAGAAUUACAGCAUUUCUUAAAGAUAGAAUCUAUAUGAUAUUGUCAUGUUGAUGGUGUUGGAGUUUCAUUGAAAUUGUAAAAUAAUCAAAAGAUAUACUGAGACAAAGUGGGGGCUAUUCUAACUUAUGGUAAAUCCUCAAGUUGACAAAAGUCCGAGCUUCCGCCAUUAAGUUUUGUUACUUCUCAAAACUGUCGCCAGCAACGGCCGUGGGAAUCAGGCAUUGUUUCUCUUAUUGGGAUACAUGAUGUAUGUAGGCUCGUGUCUUGCGGGAUCCUCCAUAGACCUUCGCACUGCAUGAGCAAGAGUACAGCACUGAUGUGGGCUUCUGGUGGACGAAGCAGAUUCUGCAAGGAGCUGAAGCCUGAAGAUGGCGGCACCUGCGGGCCACUGUACCCCAGGCAGUGAUGUCACUAUAAGCAGUAUUUGUAAAACAUGCCAAACCUGUGAAGGUGACAAAGCAUCUUUAAGCCAAGAAAUGAUUGGUUGUAUAUAUUUAUUGUCUCUCUUUGUGUGUGUGUGUAUAUAUGUAUAUAUAUAUAUAUAAUAUAUUGUGGCAGGAUGGCCGGGCUCUUGACAAUAAACUUCAAAUGCAAGCAUCAGGAUAAAAUAGUAUUGCAGUUUAUUUGCACUUUCAACAAGGUUUGUAAUGCUGUGCUUCACAGAAAUAAAUAAAACAAAAAGAAAAUAAACUCUACUCCAUGUUGGAGACUAACUAAACUAUAGUAUUCCUAUGAGAAAUCAGCACUUUUAUAAAUUAACCCGGGAACUCCCCCCUGCCUGUCAAUCAAACAGCCAGGGAGGAAUCCUUCCUACUUCUGUUAGCUCCCCUGAGCUAACGGAAGUGGCAGGCAUGAUAUACUUGAGUGUGCCUGGCUCCGCCUCCCUCACAGACCUCAGACCAGCUCGACAGUUUCAUCCCUGCACCUGCGACUGGUGCGUGUACACGGUUUGGUAUACGUGCACGCAGCAUUGUGCAUGAGCCGGCGCGUUUGCACAUGGGGACCAAGUCAGAGGUUUCUCAAUGAGAACUCUCUGAUUGGGUAUUUCCUUGUGAAGAGACUGAAAGUCUCUAACAUCGAUCUGGGAAAAAAGAGGAGGGGCUUACAAAGGCUGCAGUCAUAAGAACUGCAACUUUUGUAAGCUAUUUUAAACUAUAUUCCCAAUGAAUACAUACAUGAAAAUAUGCAUGUAUGUAUUCAUUGGAGGUAUAUCAACUAAACUGUGUUUUUAUUUUUGGUUUGGGGGUUUGGAAGUGUGGAGUGGUCCUUUAACUGCCUCCUCUCUACCAGCUAUUAGACUCCCUGAUGCCUCCAGAGGCUGACUUGUUAAACCCCUAGUGCAGGUUAUUAUUAUUAUUAUUAUUAUUAUUGCCAUUUAUAUAGCGCCAACAGAUUCCAUAGCGCUGUACAAUAUUAUGAGAGGGGGAUUUAACUAUAAAUAGGACAAUUACACAAAACUUACGGGAACAAUAGGUUGAAGAGGUCCCUGCUCAAUCGAGCUUACAUUCUAUAGGAGGUGGGGUGUAAAACACAUUAGGACAGGAAUUUGCAGUCAAAUAAGGUGGGCUGCCCUUUAGGAGAGAGCAAGAGACAGGUAUGUGAGGUAGAGGUUAGUCUUGGAGGCCAUAAGCUUUCCUAAAGAGAUGGGUUUUAAGGCACUUAAAAGAUGCAAGACUAGGGGAGAGUCUGAUGGCGGUGGCAGGCUAUGCCAUAGGAAGGGCGCCGCCCGCGAGAAGUCCUGCAAGCGUGAGUUGGCCGUACGGGUGCAGACAACGGACAGGAGGUGGUCACAGGCAGAGCGGAGAGACCGAGAAGGGACAUGCCUAUGGAUCUGUGAGUAGAUAUAAGAGGGGCUAUAAUUGUUCAGUGCUUUAUGGGUGUGAAUUAAUACCUUGAAUUGACUCCUAUAGCAUACAGGAAGCCAAUGUAAGGACUGGCAGAGGGGUGAGGUGUGAGAGAACCGACUAGAGAGGAAAAUCAGUCUGGCAGCAGCGUUCAUUAUGGACUGUAACAGUGCAGUACGGCUUUUGGGAAGACCAAUCAGGAGAGGGUUACAAUAAUCCAUACAGGAAAUUACUAGAGCAUGGACAUGCUCCUUGGUAGUAUCUGGUACAAGAAAGGGGCGGAUGCGGGCUAUGUUUUUAAGAUGGAAUCUACAGGAUUUCGCAACAUGCUGGAUGUGAGGCUCCAAGAUGAGGCCAGAAUCAAGAAUGACGCCAAGACAGCGCGCUUGCAAGGAUGGACUGAUGUGGGUACCACAAACUUGAAGGGAGAGCGAAAGAGGGGGAUCAGUAUUAGGAGGAGGAAAGACAAGGAGUUCAGUUUUAGAGAGAUUGAGUUUCAGAAAGCGGGAGGACAUCCAGUCAGAGAUGGAAGAAAGGCAAGCAGUGACACAUUGCAGGACGGCAGGGGAGAGGUCCGGGGAGGAGAGAUAUAACUGGGUGUUAUCAGCGUACAGAUGGUAGUGGAAUCCAAAAGAGGUAAUAAGUUUGCCAAGAGAGGCAGUAUAAAGAGGAAAUAGAAGGGGACCAAGGACAGAGCCUUGGGGAACUCCAACCGAGACAGGACGAGGGGAGGAGGUAUCACUAGAAAAGGAGACACUGAAUGAGCGUUGGGAGAGAUAGGAGGAAAACCAAGAGAGGACAGAGUCACAGAGACCAAGCGAUUGAAGAGUUUGAAGAAGGAGAGCAUGAUCAACGGUGUCAAAGGCCGCAGAGAGGUCAAGAAGAAUUAGUAUGGAGUAGUGGCCUUUGGAUUUAGCUGUGAUUAGAGCGUUAGUAACUUUGAUAAGCAUGGUUAAUUACAUAAACCUGAAAGGGAUGUCUUCCACCAAUUAACCCCAUCAUGCUGGCAAUAGAGAGCGCUCCAACCUGUUACCCUGACCAUGCCACAGUAUAUCUAGACAUUUUCUGGGAAAAUACAUGUAGAUUUAUGUUUCUUUUUUAAAUUUUUAUUUUAUUCUGUUUUUUUUGCAAGAAAUAUGUAAUGUAUCAACUUUACAGAAGAAAGAUCAUUACAUGUCAGAACAAGCGUAAUACAGUGUGAACAGUAAACAGAUGCAACAUAACAGGGUGCCAUUUACAAAGGCAAACAAACUGUUGUCAUGGCGAUGUUAAAACUAUGGUAAUUAAACCAUGACCUAGGUAACAGUGUAGUAAACAUAAUGUCACUGUUGGUGCAGUGUGGAGGUACGGUAGAUGUAAAACUCUUGAUGUUAUAUUUAGCAUCGGUGAGCCUCAACUAUUAGUUGAGUGCGUAUACUUUGGGUUAGUCAUCCUCUGGAUCUGUGAGCUAGGGUUAGGCAUGCGUGCCCCAUGUUAUGUUUAGCGGUUAUCAUAUGUUUUUUUCCCAUACUUUCCAUGCUUUUAUGAAUGCGUGUGUGUCUUUGUGUGUCUUAGCAUCACUAAGUCUCAGCCUUUCUAGGUAGGUUGAGGACACCUAGUAUAGCCAGUGUGUUUUGGACUUCUGACCACAAAGGUUGAAUCUUUUGGCACGUCCACCACACGUGUAUGAGUGUGCCUUCAUGGAGCGAUCAUCGUCAGCACAGUGGAGAUACAGUUGGGUAUAUGUGGUGAAGCUUGUGGGGGUUCAUGUACCACCUAUACAGUAGCUUCCUGUGGGCCUCAAUAUGUUUUUAGCAUUACGUCCAUUUGGACAGGUCAUUGAGUGCUCUUAGCCAAUCUGCAUCCGUGAGUGAGAUGGCGCAGUCUGUUUCCCAGUAGGGAUCGACCGAUAUUGAUUUUUUAGAGCCGAUACCGAUAAUCUGUUAACUUUCAGGCCGAUAGCCGAUAACUUGCCGAUAUUCUGUACAUUUACCAUUUUGAAAAAAUAAACUAUUUCUAAAAGGUAAAUGCACAAAAUAUAAAAGCCACAUGCAGUGGAUGCAGUGUGUUUAGACAGUGGAGCUGUGUAUAUUUGUGUAGUGUAUAUAUAAUGAAUGCAGGGUGUGUUUGUGUAGUGUGUAUAGUUAAUGCAGUGACUGUGUAGUGUGUAUAUAAUGAAUGCAGAGUGUGUGUUUGUGUAGUGUGUGGUGUAUAAAGGGAAUGCAGUGUGUGUGUGUGUAGUGUGUGUAAAGUGAAUGCAGUGUUUAGUGUGUAUAGCGAACGCAGUGUGUGUAUAGUGAAUGCAGUGUGUGUAGUGUGUGUAUAGUGAAUGCAGUGUGUUUGUAUAGUGUGUGUGUAUAUAAUGAAUGCAGUGUGUAGUGUGUGUAUAUAAUGUAGUGUGUCUGUGUAUAUAUGAUGCAGUGUUUGUAGUGUGUGUAUAUAAUGCAGUGUGUGUAGUGUGUGCAUUAAACACACACACUACAUUAUAUAGACACACACUGCAUUAUAGACACACUACACUAUAUACACCCUCUGCGUUAUAUACAGAGUGUGUAGUGUGUGUGUAUAUAAUGCAGUGUGUGUGUGUGUGUUUUCCUGAAGGGAUGUGAUUUGUGUAUAAUGGGGGAGGCAUUUUUUUAUUUUAAUUUUUAAUGUUUGUUUUAUUUUAUUUUUUAAUAUUUAUGUUUAUUUUAAUUUUUAAUAUUUGUUUAUUUUAAUUUUUAAUAUUUGUUUAUUUUUUUAUGCUUAUUUUUAAUAGUUAUGUUUUAUUAUUUUUGUUGUCCCCCCUCCCUGCUUGUUACCUGGUCAGGGAGGGGGGAUAUGACAGUCCCUGGUGGUCCAGUGGCAUUGGCUGAGCUGGGGGGAGCCGCAGGUAGCGUUUACUUACCUCCCCUGCAGCUCCUCCAGCUCCCAGUGUAAAUCUCGCGGCCCUUAGUGCCGGACGGCCGUGGGUCUCGCGAGACUUACACUGGGAGCUGGAGGAGCUGCAGGGGAGGUAAGUAAACGCUACCUGCGGCCCCCCCCCCCAGGACCGCUGGGCUUGUAAUGAGCCUGGCGGUCCUAGGAGGUAUUAUCGGCAAUAUCGGUAUCUAUAGUGGCCGAUACCGAUAUUGCCGAAAAUACCGAAUAUCGGCCGAUUAUAUCGGUAUAACCGAUAAUCAGUCGAUCCCUAUUUCCCAGUGUGGAGGGUUGUGGCCUUUGGCCUGGAGAGGGCUACACAGCAUCGAUCUACAAUCAGUUGGGUUGGGAGAGGGUCAUGGUAUGUUGUAGGCUAUUGGAUAGUCACGUGUGAGUUGAUGAUUCCUUUAAGUUGUAGAUAAGGGAACAUAGCAUGGGGAGGGAGAUUCAAUUUCAUUUGCAGCUCUGGGAAUGAUAUUACUACCUGUUUGUCUGGGAGUUGACAAACUUGGGAGAUCCCCGCCAUGAGCCAUCUCUUGAGGGGUAUAUCAGGUGAAACUGCUCUUAGGGUCUUUAAGGGAGCCUUGACGUGGAAUUUCGCCUUACAGCCUAGAGUGUCCCAAUAUCUAAAGGUCAGCUGUGUGACUGGAAAGAUUUCUGGCUGUGUUGUUCUAAAGUGUUUGGGUGUCCACAUAUAGUCAGCGAGUUUGUGUUCCUGAAAUUGCUUUGCCUCCAUGUCCAUAGAUUUGUUUCUUGUAGGUAAUGUGUCUAUUUCUAUAGAGAACUUAGAAUAUUCCAAGAAAAAUGAAUACUGACAUCCAUGAUUUUUUGUAAAAUUCAGUGAUGGUAAACGAUCUCUCUGCAUUUUUAUAUAAGUAAUAUGUGUUUCAAUUAUCAGGAUUAUAUUUUUAUGAAGAAGAAUGAAGAGCGUGUUAUAAAUGGCAGCAGUCCCCAUGUGUCACAAAGUAUCUCUAGGACAGAGGGCAUCAACAGGAUGCCUCCACCUCACUCACUGAUUCCGGACAGGAACCAUGAUAAGAAGAUCCUGAAACUGACCAACAAAAUCAUCCACCUGCUAACUGGGGAGGUGAGGCUGCAAGGACUGGGACUGUCACGUUUUUGGUGGUUAUGGUGUUAGGACACAAAAACGUCAGUAGUAAAUGAAAAGAUUUUGUUUUAUAGUACUUUACAAGCUGAUACAAUUAACACUUUACUAAUAGACAUUUCCAAUAAUAAGUAAUAGAAAUAAGUUACUGCAGUUAAAGGGAUGCUAUAGUGCCCUCUGGUCCCCUUUCUGUUGCAAUGCUGCAAUGCUUUACUAGUGGGGAUUUAAUUGACGCUGGAUGUCUUCAUGCAGAGAGUGAGAACAUCCAGGGCCAGUUAGACGAUCAAAAAUCGCUUAGCAAACAGGAAAUGCCUCUAUUGUCUGUCUGAUUGACAACCGCUAGUUUCUCAAAAACUGCAAUGAUUUACAUUGAAGGACUAAGGGGGGCAUGGACACUGCACCCAGACCACUUCAUAGAGCUGAAAUGGCCUGGGUGCCUAUAGUGUAGCUUUAACCUUUGCUCUGGACACCUUCUGACAAGGGCUUUAUACAGUAAAACCAAGGGAUGUGUCUGGAUAAUGACUGUAUCAUUGUGUGUAUCAGGUUCCAAUAAGGUGUAAGCAUGUCACUCUCUUCUUUUCCAUGUAGGUGUGGGAAUAUUUAGAAGGGCACGGAGAUCUUUACAAGGAAGUGAUCAUUGAGACUCACCAACCUCUCAGUGCACUGGGUAAGAAUGAUUUAGUCCAUGGUAUUUGUGACGGUAGUAGUCUGUAUCACCGUCAAGUAUUCCCUUUUUCCCAAUAACAGAAAAACCACAAUAAUCCACAGGGUAAAAUAACGCUGGUAUCGCCAAAUAAUCCACACAUGAGCCAAAGCUUAAUGGUGGAACAAGACUGAUUUACUGGAAGCAACAGGCAUUCAAUUUAUACAGUACAAGCUCCUCCUCUGGGCCAGGCUAGAUAAUUGAUUUUCAGCAACAUACUAAACUCAAUUAUCUGCUGGCCGGAAACAUUAACAAUUUUCAACGUAUUUUGAAAAAUACUUUCUGCAUAACAUAGAAAUAUAUAAACCACAUGCCUGGGUAGCUGAGGAUACUGAGAGUCACAUAUCAAAAUUGCACGAAAAUCCGUUCAGUAGUUUCCGUGUCGCAUCGUAUGGAAGUUUGACCGGCUCGCCAUGUGGUUGUAUCCGAUUUAGAGUUCCAUGAACUCAGUAGCAAGAGCCGGUCUCUGUUCGUGCAGAAUUACACGAAAACUACGAUAGGUAUGUUGCAGCUGGUUACAUGAGAGUGCUCUCCUCGUUCGGUAGAUUAAAACUCCCGAACGCCGGUUUGAUACUAUGGGUGGAAAUAGGUCAGACGGGACUUCCAUAAUGACCGGGCGUUCGUGUGAUUGCCAUGCCGAAAACAUUUCCAGGCAAUCCACGAGUAAGUCCCGCUGGCUGCAUUCGGAGAUUUAAGAUGGCCUCCAUCCUUUUUCUCUCGCCACGUGUUUGUAUGCCGAAUGGCAGCCACCUAGGAGCACUCAAUUAAGUUGCGUUUUUUUUGUAUGGUUACUCGGUGUUCUAAGUUCUGAUUGCUACCCAGGGUGGUCUCCGUUCGGUAGAACAAAUACAUUUCCCGAACACAUAAUUAAAACGAAUCGUUCCAAGGCAGUUAAAGAGCAGGGAGAGGAAACAACCGAAUGAACACAGGUAAAUACAGGGAAAUCCUUUACAAUGGCCCCCCUUUUUCUCCCUGCUUCGGCAGACCCUGUUGGACAUUUCCUGGUCCAGUAGGGCUGAUGGGAAAUCCAAGGUUUAGUCUGAUGCCAGGUCAGUUUGGCGUGACAGCCCGUCUGCAUUCCCGUUUUGCUUGCCUGGGCGAUAAUAGAUAGUAAAGUCAUAGGGUUGUAGGGCAAUGCUCCAGCGCAGCAACCGGGCAUUAUACCCUGAGACCCGGUUAAGCCAGACCAAGGUAUUGUGGUCAGUGAUGAGAGUGAAGGCACGGCCAUAGAGAUAAGAAGUGAGUUUUUUGAGGGCCCAGACCAAGGCAACAGCUUCCGACUCAGGUAGGCUACCGGGUGCUCUCCUCUGUCCUCUCCAAUCUGGCUUAAUUCUGCCCCCAGUCCAAACAUUGAUGCGUCUGUGUGGACAAUAAAUCUUUUGUUAGGAUCUGGGGCAGCUAACACCGGAGCAUUAACAAGAGCAUUUUUUAAUGCUUGGAAAGCCACCUCACACUCCGGGGACCACAGGACUUGUCGGGGUAAUUUCUUUUUGGUUAAUACAUUUCCAGAACACAUAGUUAAAACGAAUCGUUCCAAGGCAGUUAAAGAGCAGUGAGAGGAAACAACCGAAUGAACACAGGUAAAUACAAGGAAAUCCUUUACAGUAUUUUUGUAUACCUAGCAAAUAUCACCAGGUGUUAACAGUAUUGCAAGGUAAGGUAGAAAUCAUAAAAUAUUUGGUGUAGAAAAAUGCAUUUACUAGUUCCAACUUCAACUUGUAACUUGUCUGAGAUCCACUAAAUGAAAUGGGUCAGAAUCUGGACGAUGUUACCUGGAAUGUACGUUAUAAAACGUAUUUACAAGAAAUACAAGCACACCUACCACAAUGGGAAGCACACAUAUAUCCACCUUGAUAUCCCCAAAUAUGAAAACUUCUGGAGUUAAAACAUAUGAAUGAAGAGAACAACGGUCACGGGAUCUCCUUGCUCCAUAAUUUAGGGAAGGCACAUAUGUACCAAUGAUGUGAGUCUCUUCUUCCAAAUGACAUCCUGCAUAUACUCAUCUUAAAGUGAAUCUGUCACGAUAUAGGUUUGCAUUGUUCAAGCCAUCUGCCUUGAUCCAUGUGAUACAAUUAAAGGGACACUCCGGGCUAAAAUACUUUAUGUGUGAAGGGUGUGUCAUCUUUUUGUAAUUUAACUAAAUGUGCAGGUUUUAAUAGAAAUUAGCAUUUUUAUAAAUUAGCCUUGUUACUCUUCAUGGACAAUCAGACAGCUGGUCACGUGGCGUUCUAGUUGUUUAGCUCAGUGAAGCUAAACUCGAGAUGCAGCUAUAACCCAGAGCACCUGCCCUGCAAAGACUUCUCAUUGAGCUGAAAUAUGAAGUCUGAUUGGACAGCCAGAUUGGACAGCCAGAGAGAGUCUGGGUGGGUUCUAUUGUCUGCUUGCAGUGGCAGCAGACAACAGAACUGCACUUUUCUGGAAGGCGGGGUGGGGUGGGCAUUAACGACUAGGAGAGUGUAGUGGGAAUGGUUAGAUGUGCACAAAAGAAAGGGUAAAAGAGUAGGCAAUGGCAGAUCCAUUUUAAAAGGAUAGUCUAGACCCCUAAAGUACUUUAUCUCUCUCAAGUGUUUUAUGUGUGAAGAAUUUGCCUGUCACGGGUUCUCUAGACUAUUGUCAUGGCUCCUUCGAUCCUCCACUAGUCCUAGUUCCAGAUGUGCUGAUUGUUGUGAUAGCGCUAUUGAUGUGUAGAGUUUCCCAAUAUAAUGGAUGCAACCAGUCGUAUUGGGUAGAAGAUCAGCUGAACUUUAUUAGGCUACACUCAGCUUUUUGUGUACAGACCCCCAGCAUGGGGUCUCCACUGGAAAAAGUACAAGCCCUUCCCCGGCACCUCUGUGUCUGGGAGAUAAUUGAGUCCAAAGUAGGAUAACCCAAUUAUCUCUCAGGUACAGGAAGUACCCCAGAAACAUAUCACUAAUAUAAUACAAUUCAAUAGGUGGAUCACACUUCUGGAUGUAUCUGUAAAAUACACAAAGCAAUAUAGUGUAAUAUUGUCGGUACAACUAAUGUGUAAAUGGGAGUGGAAGUCACAUACUCACAAACCCAGAGCCAAAUCCCAACAUAUGGCUCUCAUGGAUAGCGCUGUGGGACUUUUCUUAAGGAUGUCCCCCUCCUAUUUCCAGAUGCUCUUGUGGUUGUUCUGGAUGAACAGAAGUAAAAGCUGUGCAGGGGAGAUAAUAGCUCUUCAAAAACAAAACUUUAUUGCUCCACAAUUUGAAGUUAAAAACGGCAUAAAAGCAAUCCAAUGAAAAAAACAGUAAAAAGAUGCUAGUAAUAAAACUAUAGGCUCUAUAAGUCCUGGAAAGAGUACUGCCAAUUGGCAAAAGAGUCCAAAAUAAUACCCGAAACGCGUUUCGCCCCGUACCAGGGGCUUCCUCAGUCGGUUUGAAGUGCUCCUCUGUGUCGUCUUAAAUUCCUCAUUGCUUUCGCUUCCGGGUUCCGGCUAUCGCACCUUGGAACACAACGUGCGUUCCAACUCCGACGACAUGCGUUCAACUUCCGGGUGGUGUCACCUGUGUCAACUUCGGCGCACGGCUGACGUCACUGGAACGCAUACCAAACGGAUCGUGCGCUCCAUUACGGAGUUUCUAUAUAAUAUAAUGCGAGCUCGCACUGAUUCCAAUUAUUGCACUGCAUAUACGCUUCAUAUCAAUGUACAUAUACUUUAGAUGCCAGUAUGAAUAUAAACGCCAGUUUGUGAUUCUUCCUCUUAAGCAUUUUUAAUAUUCAAUUCCCAUAGAUAUUAUUCCAAUAAUUACACUGAUCGAAUUUAUAUUUGUCUCAGAGCUUAUUCUAAACAUAUCAUUGUUCAUUUUUAGUGAGCCUAAUGGAAUAUUCUUUUUUAGAAAAGAAAAAAUCAUAAAACUGGCAUACAUUCGAAGAAGUAAUAUUUAAAGUGCCACAGUGUACUAAAAGUGCUGAUGACAUUUAAAGUGACAGAGUGAUAAAGUGCUAACAUCAAAAAAGGACUGGAGACUCAUAGUGUGUCUAAUCAUUUUAAGACCCAUCAUAAUCAGAAUGCCGACAACUUAUUUUUUUGCCCACUAAAACUUGUAAAAAAAAAGAUUGGAGAGGAGGUGAUUUUAAUAAGAAAAUUGGAAUAGAAGAAAUGACAUUUAUUUAUAAUUUUAAUACCCCUAUAACCCAUGGGUUAAACUCAGAUUUUGAGGUCUGUCAUUUUUUUAAUUCAAAUAGUUUUACUAUGUGUAUUUUCCUGUUUUUUAGCUUUGAAAACCCAUUUGUCAUAUGUUCAUCAUAUAGAAAAGAAGAAACCUUUAGAUCCAGUUAUUAGCACUCUAUCACUCUGUCACUUUAAAUGUCAUCAGCACUUUUAGUACACUGUGGCACUUUAAAUAUUACUUCUUCGAAGUAUGCCAGUUUUAUGAUUUUUUUCUUUUCUAUAGUUCCAAAGGAAAAUUUGGUAUUCAUCUCCAAAUAAAUAUACUCAAUUAGGCUCAAUAAAAAUGAACAAUUACAGUCCAUAAUGAAUGCGGCGGCGAGGCUCAUCUUCCUGUCCGCCCGCACCUCCCAUGCCUCACCCUUCUGUCAGUCCCUACAUUGGCUUCCUAUAAAAUAUAGAGCUCAAUUUAAAAUUCUGGUUCUUGCUUUCAAAUCUCUGCAUAAUGCUGCUCCCACCUAUCUAUCCUCCCUAAUACACAAGUAUGUCCCGUCUAGGCCCUUACGAUCUGCUGAAGACUGACGUCUAUCUUCUGUCCAUACUCCCACCUCCGAUGCUCACCUUCAAGAUUUCUCGAGGGCUGCACCGUUCCUGUGGAACUCGCUUCCCUCUUCCUCACCCAGUCUCCACUCCUUCAAAAAAUCGUUAAAAACCCACUUCUUCAUAAAAGCGUAUCAAUUAAACUGUUAAUAGCUCCUGACUGAUUCCUCUUCUGCAACUGUCACUAGUCUAAUACUAUCCUUACCUUUUUGUGUCAUUUUACCCACUCCCUCUAGCAUGUAAGCUCAUUGAGCAGGGCCCUCAACCCCUCUGUUCCUGUGUGUCCAACUUGUCUGGUUACAACUACAUGUCUGUUCGUCCACACGUUGAAUAUUAAAAAUGCUUAAGAUAUGCUUAAUAUAAUUGAAUAUUAUAAUAAUGCUUAAUAUAAUUGAAUAUUAAAAAUGCUUAAGAGGAAGAAUCACAAACUGGAGUUUAUAUUCAUACUGGCAUUUAAAGUAUAUGUACAUUGAUAUGAAGCGUAUAUGCAGUGUAAUAAUUGGAAUCAGUGCGAGCUCGCAUUAUAUUAUAUAAAAAUUCCGUAAUGGAACGCACUAUCCGUUCGGUAUGCGUUCCAGUGACGUCAGCCUUGCGCCGAAGUUGACACAGGCGACGCCACCUGGAAGUGGAACGCAUGCCGUCGGAGUUGGAACGCACGUUGUGUUCCAAGGUGCGAUAGCCGGAACCCGGAAGAGAAAGCAAUGAGGAAUUUAAGACGACGCAGAGGAGCACUUCAAACUGACUGAGGAAGCCCCUGGUACGGGGUGAAACGCGUUUUGGGUAUUUUGGACUCUUUCCAGGACUUAUAGAGCCUAUAGUUUUAUUACUAGCAUCUUUUUACUGUUUUUUUUCAUUGGAUUGCUUUUAUGCAGUUUUUAACUUCAAAUUGUGGAGCAAUAAAGUUUUGUUUUGGAAAUAGGAGGGGGACAUCCUUAAGAAAAGUCCCACAGCGCUAUCCAUGAGAGCCAUAUGUUGGGAUUUGACUCUGGGCUUGUGAGUACCUGACUUCCACUCCCAUUUACACAUUAUUUAUACCGACAAUAUUACAUUAUAUUGCUUUGUGUAUUUUAGAGAUACAUCCAGAAGUGUGAUCCACCUAUUGAAUUGUAUGUAUUAUGUUUGCAUUUUUGAGUGGUGUAAGGGGUUUCCACUCAGGUGGUCUGUGGCACUUAGUGCUACCACACUUAUUCCCAUUUACUGUAUAUAUUUCAUUAUCGUUCAUAUCAAUAAUAUACAUGAAUCCCACAAAAGUCAUAUCCCCGAAUAGCUCGGAUCUGAGCAUCCAAAUUGUCCAAAUAGCGCUCAGAUCUCUCCGGUAGAACUGAAUCACCAUUCGGGUGAAGUUUUGACUGGUUGACCAUGAGGCAAUAGCCCACAAUAGUUUCACAGGAUCAAAGGCAAAGAACAAUCUACUUUCGGGGGUUUCCAUACAAACACAGACGAACACACUCCCUGGCUCUUAGGGAGUGAAUGUUCCCCCUGUUUGGUAGUUCCUUACUCCCGAACGCCAUUCUCGUAGCUGGUCGGGAAAGUGGAACGGGCAUCGGUACAAGUUUCCCUGGGGUUCGCAAACUUGCAUAACCGACACAGAGAUCCAUGCAGUCAAAGACCCUAUACCGCUGCCUGUGUUCGGGAGACAAAAUGGCCGCCAUUCCUGAGAGCACGUGUGUUCGUAUAUACAAAUGGCGGCCAUGCAGGGAAAGCACUUGAGAUGAUGGCUCAUUUGUGGUUAACAGCCAGGGGUGGUCGGUGAUUAUGAGGUGCUAACAAGGGGAACCACACAUAUUCUGUUCGGUAAAUGAACAGAAGGGAACUGAUAGCCAAAUACAAGGGAAACAAAUAUCUUGUAGUGACUCCAUUCGACUAUGGGGAGAUUUUAGACAAAAAUAAAAAUAAAGGAACAUGUAUGAGGAGUCCUAUCACCUGUGUCCUCUUUCAUUUUACAAUUUUUUUUCAAUAGAAAUUGGUACAUUUAUAAAUUAACUUUGUUACACCUCUGGCUGUCAAUCAGACAGCCAGUCAUGAUAUUCCCUGAUUGUUUAGCUCAGUGAAACUAAACUCAAGAGACAGCAAUUACCCAGAGCACCUGCCUUGCAAAGACUUCUCAUUGAGCUGCACUGGAAAGUCUGUGAUUGGACAGCCACAGAAAGUUUGGGCGGGGAAGAAGGGGAGGGUUUGCAGACUUGACAAUGUUUACCUUUAACCCCUUAAGGACACAUGACAUGUGUGACAUGUCAUAAUUCCCUUUUAUUACAGAAGUUUGGUCCUUAAGGGGUUAAAGGUAAACAUUUGUCAAGUCGGGCCUGUUGAGACUUUAAUUUUUAAUAGCAGUUAUGCACUACAAGACAACUAAACAACAGUAUAUGUAUUUGUAGAAAGAAGACCUCUAAGUAUUUAAAGGGAAAGCCUGAGCACUGAAAUAAGUUUAAUACAUUUGACAGGUUUUGGCCUCAUUAAUAUGCUGUAUAUUUCUGCAUGCUCAAAUGUGCAUAGUUUUUGCUCAAAUAAAUAAAUGUUUGCAGAACGUUGCACCAUACGCCUGCCUCCUUAGCCACACCCUCUGACUCCAUAAAAAGACUUCCUUAUCAAAGAUAUGUACACAGCUCAUCCAUUGACAGUACUUAAUUAUCUGAACAACAAAGCAAAAUACAUUAGAAGGAGAGGACACACAGUGAGACAUACAGUGUUUGUUGUUUCUCUGACUGUCUGCAGCAGUGCUGUUGAGACUAUGUGCAUGCCUUUGAUAAGGAAGCCUUUCUAACAUGAGGAGACGUGGCUAAGGAGGCAGGCUUAUGGAGCAGCAUUCUGCAAAACAUUUAUUUUGUUGUGCAAAAACUAUAAAGUUUGAGCAUGCAAAAUACAGCAUCUUCUUGAGGUCAAAAUCUAUCAAAUGCAUUAAAGGACCACUAUAGGCACCCAGACCACUUUAGCUUAAUGAAGUGGUCUGGGUGCCAGGUCCCCCUAGUGUUAACCCUGCAGCUAAAAAGAUAGCAGUUUCAGAGAAACUGCUAUGUUUACAUUGCAGGGUUAAUCCAGCCUCUAGUGGCUGUCUCCCUGACCACCACUAGAGGCUGCUUUUGCGAUUUAUACGUCCUUACAGACCUCCAGCGUCAGAUUUUCCCCGUAGGAAAGCAUUGAAUAAUUGAAUAAUGCUUUUCUAUGGGAAGGUCUAAUGCGCACGCGGCCAUGGCAAGGGAGGAGCGUGAGCGGAGCCUGACCCAGCGCCGAGGGACAUCGUAGCUGGAUUCAGGUAAGUGGCUGAAGUGGGGCCCUGAGGAAGGGAGGGUACUCCAAGAGACUAUAGUGCCAGGAAAACGGGUUUGUUUUUCUGGCACUAUAGUAUCCCUUUAACCCCUUAAGGACCAAACUUCUGGAAUAAAAGGGAAUCAUGACAUGUCACACAUGUCAUGUGUCCUUAAGGGGUUAAAGUUGUACUGCUACCAGAGUAUCGCUUUAACUAAGAAUAAUUUGACACUUGUUAUUUAACCAUUUUAUAACCAACCUUUGUCAAAAUCCCUCAUUAUGUUUGCUAUUUUUUUUUAAUGUGUUUUAUUUUUGUGGGUUUUUUUACAGACCAUGUGGAUAUCUCUUCUAAAAUGACCCCAACUUUUAUCCUGAUACUGCUAUAGCCCACAUUCCCCCAUCUACACCAGAUGUUUGAGAAGUUAUAGGGUUAAAUUUCAGUCAUUCCAUUUUCAGAUUUCACCAGUUGAUUUAUUGGGCUCAUGUCCUUUUUGGGAUAAAAUAGCCAAAUAAGACAGUGUAGGCUCGUUUAAUAUGGUACAUUUGGAGGAUUAUCACUUGGCAGUUUCAUCUCCAAAUUUGUUUUAUUGAUUUUACACAUUCAUUUUGAAUUUCAGAUUGUGUGCUCUCGUUUGUAUUCUGUUUUAUGUCCUACGUACAGCUGUAUAACUCCCAGAGUCACAUAAGAAACAUGCCCUAAUGUUGACAUGCUUCCUUGCUAACCAUAGCUAAUCUUAGCCCCUGUCUAAUUCUAACCAUACUGACGUCAAACUGUGCAACCUGGGGAUGUUUCAUCACUGUGUGCCACAGUAAUCACGUAGCUUUACAUGUAAGCGAAGGCAUGUAGCACUGUGAUUGGCUCCCAGGGGAAUCAGUCAAUACAAUUGGUGGGCAUCCUCACUUGUAAGGCAGUUAGGGUUGUCACCUGACCACUAUUUUACUGGUACAGCCAGUGUUUGAGGUGUUUGAGGCUUUGUGUCCGGUGCCGGUAUUGCAGGAUUACCAGAAACGCAAGGGCCGGUAUUUCUGUCUGAUGGAAACUCUAGACCUGCAUGUAUCUCUCCCCAUGCUCCCUGAGACAGGCAGGGUGGGGAGAUAUACUCGGGCAGAGUGGAGAGAGAUACAUACUUGCUGUGACGGAACGCUGGCACUGCGACUGAGUACCUCCGCCAAUCGAUGCUCCUAGUGCUCGUUGAGGACUCCAAGCACUCCAACCGACACCAUCAGCACUGCAGACCCACUUCCAGCGAUGCAGCUGUGCCGGGGUCUCGCUGUCUCCACCCACCCUGGACCCAAGGCCAGGAUCCAGCUUCCAGUGGGUGAACCUCUCUUUCCCCAGAGAGCAGGAACAAGCUCUUAGCAGAGCUUAGUGAAUAUACCCUGGGGAGUAUAGUGAAUAUAGCAAUCCCCAGAGUGUAGUUUUCCAAUCCCCCCCAAACAUGAGCCAAGGCUUAAUGCUGGAACAAGACUUUACUGGAAGUAACAACAACAGGUAUUCAAGCUACAGUUUCUUUUAUGCCCUACUCCCAUGCAGGGGAGGGACACACACAUUAUCUACAGUAGUCAAUAAAACAGAGGUUACAGCCCACACAAAAUCCUCCCCUCUGCCUGUGAUUCAAUUAUCUUAUACAAUAGACGAUUCAAUUAUCACAAGCAGGAAAAAUACAGUUUUUACAGCAUAUUCAUAACUUCUAAAAUAUACAUCACAUUUACAUAAAAAUAUAUAUAUUCACAAUCAAUCCAUUCAGGGAAACAACAUAUCAAAAAAUGGCAUGAAUCAGACCAGGGGUUCAGAAGUUAGUAAAGUAUCUUUUGGGGCUUGGCUGACAGCAUGGCUAUCUGGCCCAAACUGGUUUUACAGAGCCCUCUAUCCUGGAGACAAUGGGGAAAGUAAUCCAAUUAUAUCCAGGGAUAGAGGCAGACUCCAUUGAGCACAUGUUCCCAGUAAAACACAAAAGGAUACAAAAAUACAUAACUUUUAUCAUACUGAAUUGAACAGGCCAAAUCUCCCAGGGUCCAUAGUCACAGGGCAAGAGGCGGGCAAGCAGUCCUCUCCAGGCACAAGUGGCGAAUGGCACUUCGUCACAGUAAUAAAUGAUAAAGUAGCAGGGAGGGAAAGUACCGAAUGAAUGGAGGGGGAGAUUUGCAGAUCUGGGAGAUACGUUAAGAUUGAUGAUUAGCCCCGUCCCUACCUUACCAGCAUGCCUGCCUUACCAGCACUGAUGUGGUUAACAGCCAGAGCUGCUGUUUACAGCUCAGCAGUAUUAAUCCCAAAGGUACGCAGCAUUCCGUAACGUCGUGUCCAGUGACAUCACGUAUACAGAAAUAAUUAUGCAAAUUAUCAUGGCCGGUAUUUUUUUCCCAGAAAGGUGGCAACCCUAAAAGCAGUUCAUUAAUAGCUAGCUAUACACAGAUACCGAAUUAACCAUGUUCGUAAUCAUACCACAUCAGCUUAUUGCAUACACACCAAUAAAUACAAUUAGCGAAUAACUCUAAGCACGUACGUACAUAACCAGUCUCUUAGGUGUACGUCAAUUCAUACAUAACCAAAUCGUGGACAGAGUGAACUUUAAAUCGCUUCCUAAUGAAAGUAUAUACAAUCUAAUCCCCGUAUGUUUAAUUUCAGCCUCAGAAUCAGUGGGAAAAGAUAUAUUUGAAGGAUUUCAUGCGUCCAUUUCUUCAAUGGACUGUUUAACCGACAAGGAAAGUUUUAUUUUAAAUAAUAUGGAUAAAUGUAAAGCUGUGACGCAGAAGAAGAAAUGUAUUGUCCAAGUCAUUGACGAUUCAGCUUCAUCUGAAGAUGAAAGUCCUUUGCCUACAUGCUCAGAACAUUCACAGACAGAAUUUACUGCUAUGUACGUUAAGGAAGAAUCACAUUAUCAUCCACCAGACGCUGACAUCUAUGAACCCGCAGAACACGCACAGACGGAAUCUCCAUGUAUCCACAUCAAGGAGGAACCAGCCUCAUGUGAAGAAGAAAAUCUCACAGAUACUGACAUUUAUACACCCACAGAACAGACACAGACAGAAUAUCUGUCUACUAAUAUUAAGGGACAAUCAUCUUCACACGGAAAAGAAACUCUCACAGAUAUUUAUACACCUGUGACUCAUACACAGGCAGAAUAUCCAACUACUCCUAUUAAGGAGGAACCAGACUCAUUUGAAGAAGAACAUUUCACAGACCUUUAUACGAUGACAGAACAUUCACAGACAGAAUAUACAUUUCCUAUUAUUAGAGAAUAUGGAAAUGGGAGAAUGCGUUUAAAGGAAGACAUUUUGUUGAUAAUGAAAUGCAAUUAUUGUGGUAAAAACUUUAGCAAUAAAUCUAUUUACGAAGCUCACAUGAGGACACACAUUACAACUAACAUCUAUAAUUACUCAGAUUAUGAAAACUGCAUCACUAAUAAUAUGGAUCAUAGAAAACAUCAAGCAGUCCAUACUGGAAAGAAACUGGCCUGCUCUGAAUGUGGAAAGAAAUUCAGUCACAAAUCGGGGCUCAAUGCUCAUUUGAGAAGUCACACUGGUAUUAAGCCAUAUCCUUGCUCAGAAUGUGGAGCAGCGUUUACCCAGAAGUCCAAUCUCAUUAGGCAUCUGAGAACGCAUACCGGUGAGAAGCCAUUUUCUUGUGCAGAAUGUGGAAAGUCUUUUACCCGUAAAUCAGAGCUCCUUAGACAUCAGAGAGCUCAUACAGGGGAGAAACCAUUUGCAUGUUUGGAAUGUGGAAAAUGUUUUGCACAGAAACCAGCCCUUGUCAAGCACCGAAGAACUCACACUGGUGAGAGACCAUUUCGGUGUUCUUUGUGUGGGAAAAGCUUUGCACACAGACGAGAUCUUCUUGCACAUCAGAGAAUUCACACAGGAUAG
Messenger RNA from Pelobates cultripes (western spadefoot toad), 18675 nucleotides. NCBI's taxonomy places the organism in Eukaryota, Metazoa, Chordata, Amphibia, Anura, Pelobatidae. The record is from the annotation of a GenBank genome assembly.